AACAGUGUAAUGCGGGAUGUAUGUUUUGUACAUCUUCUGUCUUAAUGUUGUGCAUAUAGUGAGGGGUUUACUCUGCCGGCAUGUUUCAGUAAAGUAUUGAUCAAUCGUAAUCAUAUGGUGCGCUUAAUUGGUCGGAGACGGUACAUUUGUGUACCACUGACUGGACACAGGUUUUACGUUUUGAAUCGCGGCAGAUGAUGAUAGUGUUGCUGUUGCUGGGGGCCUGUGUUUGUUUGGGUGUUACUGACGAUUUUAGCUCUGUCCGGUAUCGCCUAACAGAUUCAUCUGAUGUUAUUCAGAAAGACGUGUGCUAUGGAGGAACUUCACAAUUUAGGCUUUUAUUUUUCUAUGGACGGAUGUACUUCACUCCAAGUAAGACAGGCGGAUCCAGGAAGCUAGUAAUGGAAAAGGGGAAGGUGAAGGACCCACGCUUCAAGUCUUCUCCUUACUCAGUUACUUUGACAAAAUUGACAGAAAGAGAUGAUGGAACUUUUUCAGUCUCAAUUGCUGGUGAAAGACCAUUUGAUAUCGUCAAACUAAACAUUUUGGAGUGUGCUGAACAAGUGGUGAGGUCUUACAAGGCUAUGUACUCCUUCAAUGUUCCUAGAGAGGCUGAAUUCCUGGAGUUCACUCCUAUCCUCAGUGUGGACCAGCCAAGAGUCCUGUGGAAUCGCACAGACCCUCAGACCAAUAUGGGAGGCAGAGGACAUGUGAAGCAUAAUGUCUGGGAGAUUUCCGAACUCACUCAGGCAGACAAUGGCCUCUACAACUUCAGGAAAAAAGACAAGACUUUGCUAUCAAGGAUAAAGCUCAUAGUAAAAGCAAACAGAAGGUCCUAUGAACUGAGUCCUGGAGAAAGGCUUGACUUCACUUUUGAUCUGGAACCGAACUCCUGCAACAUUUACUUCAUCUCAGAAAGUGACCUCAACCUGAGAGAGUUUGAGACUGAGAUAGUUCGUCAAGGCAGGCUAGAGAGGAAGGGCUUGGAUGAAGUUGAUUGUGUUGGGUUUCAGCUGUCAAAGCCAUGUGGGAUUUUGAUUGACAGCUUCCAAAGGUCAUGUGUUGGACGUUUUGAGGUCAGAGAUCAGAAUGGCAACAUGGCCUUGGUGGUGUCAUUGAAAAUGAAGCCAAACAGAAGGUCCUAUGAACUGAGUCCUGGAGAAAGGCUUGACUUCACUUUUGAUCUGGAACCGAACUCCUGCAACAUUUACUUCAUCUCAGAAAGUGACCUCAACCUGAAAGAGUUUGAGACUGAGAUAGUUCGUCAAGGAAGGCUGCAGAGGAAGGGUUCGGAUGAAGUUAAUUGCGAUGGGUUUCAGCUGUCAAAGCCAUGUGGGAUUUUGAUUGAGAGCCUCCAAAGUUCAUGUGGUGGAUGCUUCGAGGUCAUAGAUCAGCAUGGCAACAAGGCCUUGGUGGUGUCACUGAAAAUGAAGCGUAGGGUAAACCACAAGACAAAGAAGACCAUCCGAGUGCUGACUGUGUGUCACUGCAGUCAUCGAUGGCCUGGGUGACCCGAGUUCGAGACCCAUUGUAGGGACCUCCUUUGCAAAAUAGUUUAUUGAUAAACACUCAUUUCAAAACUUUCAUAUCCUAAAAUUAGAAUUGAAAUAAAAACAAAAACAGGAUUUUUAC
This is a messenger RNA of Thunnus maccoyii (southern bluefin tuna), 1632 nucleotides long. RefSeq lists its product as uncharacterized. NCBI's taxonomy places the organism in Eukaryota, Metazoa, Chordata, Actinopteri, Scombriformes, Scombridae. The record is from RefSeq and is a predicted model, not a curated record. The transcript is spliced from 8 exons. The coding region runs from base 195 to 1511 and encodes 438 amino acids.